Brassicogethes aeneus is the source of this 1594-nucleotide messenger RNA. NCBI's taxonomy places the organism in Eukaryota, Metazoa, Arthropoda, Insecta, Coleoptera, Nitidulidae. The record is from the annotation of a GenBank genome assembly.
CGAAAGUAUAAAGUUUAUUCUGUUUCUCUGUUGUCGCAUCACAGACAUCAAAGUGACCCGUGCCUUUUCAACACUUUCAUCAAAAUGAGGGAAUGCAUAUCAGUUCACAUCGGCCAAGCCGGAGUCCAAAUUGGAAAUGCCUGCUGGGAGUUGUAUUGUUUGGAGCAUGGAAUUCAACCCGACGGCCAAUUGCCAUCAGAUAAAACCGUUGGUGGUGGAGACGACUCCUAUAACACCUUUUUCUCGGAAACUGGAGCUGGGAAGCACGUGCCCAGGGCAGUUUUCGUCGACUUGGAACCUACAGUCGUAGACGAAGUCCGAACGGGCACAUACCGCCAGCUCUUCCAUCCAGAACAGUUGAUCACCGGAAAGGAGGAUGCAGCCAACAAUUACGCCCGUGGUCAUUACACCAUCGGCAAAGAGAUUGUUGACGUUGUUUUGGACCGCAUCCGCAAGCUAGCCGAUCAGUGCACCGGUCUGCAGGGAUUUUUAGUCUUUCAUUCGUUUGGUGGCGGUACUGGUUCGGGUUUUACCAGUUUGUUAAUGGAGAGACUCAGCGUGGACUAUGGAAAGAAAUCUAAACUGGAAUUUUCCAUUUAUCCAGCCCCACAGGUCUCUACAGCUGUUGUAGAACCUUACAAUUCCAUUUUAACUACCCAUACCACCUUGGAACACUCUGAUUGUGCAUUUAUGGUAGAUAAUGAAGCCAUCUAUGAUAUCUGUCGUAGAAACCUGGACAUUGAACGACCAAGCUACACCAACCUUAACAGACUUAUUGGACAGAUUGUCUCGUCAAUAACUGCGUCUCUUCGCUUUGAUGGAGCUUUGAACGUCGACCUGACCGAAUUCCAGACCAACUUGGUGCCUUACCCAAGGAUUCAUUUCCCAUUGGCCACUUACGCGCCCGUCAUUUCGGCGGAGAAGGCCUACCACGAACAGCUGACAGUCUCGGAAAUAACGAACGCUUGCUUCGAGCCGGCCAAUCAGAUGGUCAAGUGCGAUCCUCGGCAUGGGAAGUACAUGGCUUGCUGUAUGUUGUACAGAGGAGACGUGGUUCCAAAAGACGUGAACGCCGCCAUCGCCUGCAUCAAAACCAAACGCUCCAUCCAGUUCGUGGACUGGUGCCCCACAGGCUUCAAAGUGGGCAUCAACUACCAACCGCCCACCGUGGUCCCGGGCGGCGACCUGGCCAAGGUGCAACGCGCCGUCUGCAUGCUGUCCAACACCACGGCCAUAGCGGAGGCCUGGGCCCGCUUGGACCACAAGUUCGACCUGAUGUACGCCAAGAGGGCCUUCGUUCAUUGGUACGUCGGCGAGGGUAUGGAGGAGGGGGAGUUCUCCGAGGCCAGGGAGGAUUUGGCUGCUCUCGAGAAGGAUUACGAAGAGGUGGCUGUGGAUUCUAUCGAAGGGGACGCCGAUGAAGGGGACGAGUACUAGAUUUCGAUCGAUUUUUUUUACACCAGAACUGCUUUCAUCUACAAUUCCGUUUUUAUACUACUAAUUUAUUAAUAUUUAUUUACGUUUAAUUGUACGCUUCCUUAUGUAAUAAUUAUACCUUGUAUGUGCACUGAUUUUAUAAAUUUUUCCAAGUAGG